Molecule: messenger RNA, 879 nt
Organism: Aspergillus ochraceoroseus IBT 24754
Lineage: Eukaryota; Fungi; Ascomycota; Eurotiomycetes; Eurotiales; Aspergillaceae
Product: CENP-X/MHF2 family protein
Exons: 1
Coding region: 131-844 (237 amino acids)
Biological process (GO): resolution of meiotic recombination intermediates; replication fork processing; kinetochore assembly
Cellular component (GO): FANCM-MHF complex; Fanconi anaemia nuclear complex
Molecular function (GO): protein heterodimerization activity
Source: RefSeq, a predicted model, not a curated record
CUGACUUCGCGUUUUCCCGACACGCGACGACCUCAACGCGUUCUACUAAUCGUCCACAUACCCAUCCAUCACACUAUUCAACACUUCACAAUCCAAAGAGCCAGGCUUCAAAUAUACAUACGGGACCAAAAUGCCCCCAGAACGCCAACCCGCCCAAAAGCGCAGACGACUACCAUUCAACCCACCAAGUCGCGCGUCAACCACCACCCCCGCCGCCACCGGCCCAUCCACAACCACAACCACCAAACCAAAGCCCAAGUCCAAGUCCAACAAGGAUCCCAAGACAUCAACAACGAUAAAAAAGAAAACCUCCAAGACCAACAGAAUCGCCUCCUCAUCAAAACCUGCUCCGCGCGCAUCAGCCUCUUCGCACAGGAAAUCCCCGACCCCAGUAUCCGAAAGCGCCACCACAGAGUCAGGACCAGACUCCCAACCACCCUCGGACUCUGGACCCCGCUCACGGUCUCGCUCACGCUCAGGAAGCCGCGCGCCCUCUUCCCCGUCCGAGGGAGAACCAGAUUACAUCCUUGCAGAGAUCACGCAUACAGACCAGACUGAGGACGUGGUCUCAAGCGAGCCGCUUAUCCCCCGGAAACUGUUGACGCGGCUGCUCCAUCACCAUUUUCGGAACGAGAAGACGAAGAUCGCAAAGGAUGCCAAUGCGGCUGUUGCCAAGUACAUUGAUGUUUAUGUGAGAGAGGCGGUGGCUAGAGCUGCUUAUGAGAGGGCGGAGGGGGGGACUGGGGCACCGGGGGUUGGAGAUGGGUUUUUGGAGGUAUGUUUUGCUUGCUUUGCUUUUUUUUUUCCCCUCUUUCCGUCUUUCUGGGGUAUGGGCGUGAGCUAAGCUUUUAUUGUGCGUGUGUGUGUAGGUUGAAGAUC